Molecule: messenger RNA, 513 nt
Organism: Centruroides sculpturatus (bark scorpion)
Lineage: Eukaryota; Metazoa; Arthropoda; Arachnida; Scorpiones; Buthidae
Gene: ATPsynG
Product: ATP synthase subunit g, mitochondrial-like
Exons: 3
Coding region: 44-355 (103 amino acids)
Biological process (GO): proton motive force-driven ATP synthesis
Molecular function (GO): proton transmembrane transporter activity
Source: RefSeq, a predicted model, not a curated record
CUUUACCUUUACGACCUUGUAAAGGGAGACGAGAUUUGGGAAAAUGGCGAAGGCGGUUUCUAAUCUUAUGGCCAAAGCGCCCGUGAUGCUGAAGGGUGUGGUCGAGUCUUCUAAACCUCGAUUUGCCGUCUUUAUGAAAUAUGCCAGAGUAGAACUCGCUCCUCCUUCUCCAGCCGAAAUUCCUCAAGUUAUUCAGGGAUUCAAUAAGCUGAUUGGUAAUGUAAAAUCUGGAGUGUGGAAAACUGCAACUGUUAAAACAGCCUGGUUAAAUACAUUAGUAGGUAUGGAAAUCACAUUUUGGUUUUUUCUGGGAGAAUGCAUCGGAAAGAGGAAGCUUAUAGGUUACGACGUCUAAGAGUUAUUCUUUGUUAUUACUCGAUGAAGAUUUCCAAAAUUCCCAUAAAUGUGGAAUCGAAACAAAUUGUAGAGUUAUCUUUGCAUUACAUGCAUAUUGUCAUUUAUUAAAUAGUUAAAUGGAGAUAUUUAAUAAAGAGUCAGAGAUAUGAAAAUGAA